Diprion similis is the source of this 1837-nucleotide messenger RNA. Its product is annotated as protein 5NUC-like. Gene Ontology annotation, molecular function: metal ion binding; nucleotide binding; 5'-nucleotidase activity. The record is from RefSeq and is a predicted model, not a curated record. The transcript is spliced from 11 exons. Gene Ontology annotation, biological process: AMP catabolic process. Bases 83 to 1837 code for a protein of 584 amino acids. Gene Ontology annotation, cellular component: plasma membrane. Lineage: Eukaryota; Metazoa; Arthropoda; Insecta; Hymenoptera; Diprionidae.
AAUCUCGCACUGUUGUGUAACCGGACUUAGGUGAUCCGGACAUCCUGGAAUCAGAGCCAAAAGAGCGGUGAAGCGAACAAUCAUGAUAUACAACGUAUUGGGAUUUUUGACAACGUCGCUGUUGAUUCUGAACGCCAGACCUACAUUGAGCGCUGCAAUAUCCCAGCCGAGUGAUAAGACUUCAGGCUUGCACUUGCACAUUCUUCACACAAAUGAUAAGCAUAGCAGGUUUGAAGAAACGUCAUCAAGCUCUGGAACGUGCAGUGAUUCUGAUGCAGCGAAAAAUAAAUGCUAUGGAGGAUUUGCACGAUUGGCGACGGUGAUCAGAAAUGCUCGUGCUGGUAACACCUCCGUGUUGUACCUUGAUGCAGGUGACACGUACCAAGGGUCCGUUUGGUUCGUCGUACAUCGAUGGAAAAUUGUCUCCAAAUUCAUGAACAUCUUAAAGCCAGAUGCGAUGUCUUUGGGGAACCACGAGUUCGACUACGGCGUCAACGGGUUGUUGCCGUUCUUGAGGAAUGCCUCGUUCCCGAUACUAGCGGCGAAUCUGAAUCUGACAAAUGAGCCGGAGCUUCAAGCAACAAGACUCGCAAAAAGUACCAUCCUCGACGUUAACGGCACCCGAGUUGGCAUCAUUGGGUAUUUGACUCCGGAAACGAAGCUGCUUGCUACUACCGAGGACGUUAUAUUCGAAGAUGAGAUUGAAGCAAUAUCCAAAGAAGCGAGGCGGCUCAAGAACAGUGGGGUCAACAUUUUGAUCGCUCUUGGACACUCUGGCUACCCGGCGGAUAAGAGAAUUGCGGCUGAAGUCGAGGACAUUGACCUUGUGAUAGGCGGCCAUACCGACACAUUCCUGAACAACGGAACUCAGCCAGAUGCCGAAGUAUCGGAAGGCUUGUAUCCCACACCGGUAAUCCAAAGUAGUGGCAGAAAAGUUUAUGUGGUCCAAGCUUAUGCCUACACCAAGUACAUCGGAAACCUUUCCAUGACUUUCGAUUCUGAAGGUGAACUCACUCGUAUUGAAGGAAAUCCCAUUCUCCUUGACUCGAGAAUUGAGCAGGCCAGUGAUGUAGUGGCAGAAUUGGAGAACUGGAGAGAACCGGUAGACAACCUGGGGAUCACCUACAUCGGCAGCAGCCGCGUCCUUCUCAACGGGGAUCGAAAAGCCUGUCGUCGCCAAGAAUGUAAUAUGGGAAAUUUAAUGACUGACGCGAUGGUUGAUUACAACAUGAGGCAAUACCAAGGGGCACAUGGAUGGACCGAUGCAGCAAUCGCAGCUCUGAACAGCGGGGCUAUCAGAGGUUCCAUUCCUGCCAAGAACCAGAUUUCAGCGGCUGAUGUACUCUCCGUAUUUCCAUACCACAACGUAGCUGUCGUUGUUUUUAUGAGCGGUGAGGUGUUGCGAUCGAUGCUCGAAAAGAGUGUUGUCUCUGUGACUAACGAUUUGAAUCAAGACGAUAAUGGCGCUUUCCUGCAGUUUUCUGGACUUCAGGUGACUUACGACUAUGGCAAGCUUCCUAACUCUAAGGUGGUGUCUGUAAGAGUCCGUUGUGCUAAUUGCACUUUCCCUGAAUUCCGUGACUUGGAUGAAAAAGAGAUCUACCCAGUGAUCAUUACUGACUACAUGUACAGGACCUCUGAUGAAAUCAACAUGUUGCGUGAUUUGCCAUCCAAACCAAUCAACGGAACUCUGACCGACGUCCUCACCGGGUACCUGAAAGCACACAGCCCUAUUUAUACCCAAGUCGAUUGCAGAAUCACUGUCAUCAAUACCGACAGUGCAUCAUCAGUUGGCACCCCAACGACGGCAUCUAAGAUAUUCACAUCUAUGUCGUAA